AUGGCGAACCCUCUCCUAGAAGCACCCUCAAAAUCCUCCCCUGAAACCGCCAUCGAUCUCUCCCAGCAAGCCUCCACGUUCAUCACUUCGCAAUCAUCCUGGCUCUCGGCGAUACCAUACCCCCUCAGCCUCUUCAUAAACACGGAAUCGCAGGAGAAAUGGCAGACAUACGAGAACCUCUUCCUGGCUUGCUUACGCACCGGCGACGACAACACCGCCUACGCCUGCCUGGAGUCUCUCACGGAUCGCUUCGGCAAAGGCAACGACCGCGUUGUUGCGCUGCAGGGACUGUACAAGGAGGCCACCGCGAAGAACGAAAGCGAGCUUGCGGAGGUGUUGAGGGAAUAUGAAGAGAUGCUUAAGAGCGAUCCCACAAUCUUCUCCAUUCGGAAGCGGAGGGCAGCGGUGCUUCGGAGCAUGGGAAAGACGAGCGAUGCGGUCACGGCGUUGACGAAUCUGCUUGAUCAAAGUCCUACGGAUGCGGAGGCCUGGUCGGAAUUGGGAGAUUUGUAUUUGACACAAGGCUCGUACGAUCAGGCCAUCUUCAGCUUUGAGGAAGUGCUGCUCAUCAUGCCGUACUCGUGGAACAUGCAGGCACGGCUGGGAGAGGUCUUGUAUUUGGCUUCGGGAAGGACAGAAGGAGGGGAUCAGAUGAAGAUACUUUCGGAGAGCAUGAGGAGGUUCUGCAGGAGUUUGGAGCUUUGCGACGACUACUUGAGAGGGCAUUAUGGGUUGAAGCUGGUCACGACCCGCCUCCUCGAAGUCCUGUCGACGAGCAAGAAGCCACAGCAGAGCAGCUCUGACCCGGUAAGAGGAGAUCUGGCACCCCCAUCAGUCGACGCAGUCAAGAAGCUCAACGAGCUGGCCACCUCAAAACUCGCAGAAAUUGUACGGAGAAGCAAUUCAGGCGAAAAGGGCUGGGACGGGUACAGUGCGGCCGAGAUCAUCGCCGCGCGGGAAUUGUUAGACAGAGAUACCCAGAAAAUAGAACGGUGA
This is a messenger RNA of Saxophila tyrrhenica, 996 nucleotides long. It is a transcript of the gene oca3, whose product is annotated as Inositol phosphatase SIW14. Gene Ontology annotation, molecular function: protein binding. Gene Ontology annotation, biological process: protein folding in endoplasmic reticulum. Gene Ontology annotation, cellular component: EMC complex. Lineage: Eukaryota; Fungi; Ascomycota; Dothideomycetes; Mycosphaerellales; Extremaceae. The coding region runs from base 1 to 996 and encodes 331 amino acids. The transcript is spliced from 2 exons. The record is from RefSeq and is a predicted model, not a curated record.